AUGGCGCUCAAGACGCAUCCAGACCACAACCGGAGCAGCCCGGAGGAGGCCGAGCGGCAGUUCAAAUCAGUGACAGAGGCUUACCGACGCAUAUCUGUCGAGGGGCCUCAGGCGUCUUUGGCGAUGGGGACGGUUGGCUGCCGCGACGUAGGCUGCGCGGCGAACUGGCGACCCGCCGGAGCCGCCGCCUUUGUUUGGAACGACAGCAUGCUUCCGGAGCUAUUUGCUCUCCUCCUGAGCGAGAGUGGGGACGUGCGGCUGACGCAGCUGUACCAGCAGUACGUCGACAACGCGCUGUCACGCCGCGACACGUUGCUCUCUGUGCGCAACUUUGCGUCGCGCGACGACUUCCGGCGCGCCCUCAGCACACUUGCGGCCAGAUACGCGCGCGAGGGCCCACAGGCCGUGUUUGUUCACCGUGUGCGCGCCAGCAUCAGCAGCUGCGACGGCUGGGGCGGCUGGGGCGGAGGUGCAGGCGCAUCUGAGGUGUGGUACACCUGUGAUUGA
Messenger RNA from Emiliania huxleyi CCMP1516, 507 nucleotides. RefSeq lists its product as hypothetical. NCBI's taxonomy places the organism in Eukaryota, Haptophyta, Isochrysidales, Noelaerhabdaceae. Bases 1 to 507 code for a protein of 168 amino acids. The record is from RefSeq and is a predicted model, not a curated record. The transcript has a single exon.